Paramecium pentaurelia is the source of this 2117-nucleotide messenger RNA. NCBI's taxonomy places the organism in Eukaryota, Ciliophora, Oligohymenophorea, Peniculida, Parameciidae. The record is from the annotation of a GenBank genome assembly.
AUGGAUGAAUUAGAAAAGAAAUAUUAAGAUUAGAUUAAUACUUUAUAAAAGGCCAUAAAGACAUAAAAUGAAGUGCUUAUUAAUAAGAUUCAAACUAUAAUCAAUUAAUCAACAUUAGAAGUGUUUCAAACACUUGAAAGUAACUUUGCUGAAUUCAGAUAAAAUUAUAGAGAAAUUAGAGAUUUUAAAUAAUAAGAAAAUGAAUUUGUUAAUUAUGAAUACUUAUGUGAGGAGAUUUAAAACUAUGCCAGCUUAAAUUUGAGAAGUAAUGUCAUAUUAAAGUUUAGCUUUGAGAGAAUAAAUUUCAAAUUCAAUUGGUGGCUUACAAGAUAAUAAAUAAGUUAAAAAUGAUGAUUAAUAAGUGUCAUCAUUAUUAGAUGUUAUGUAGCUAUUACUGAAGGCUGCAGAAUUGUACAUGAAAAAUUUAAAGGAAGCUGUGUCAUUACCUAGUCCAAUUGCUUUGAAAGAUAAAUUCAAAUAAAUUUAAUAGGUUGUUGGAGGUUUUAAAGAUGGAAGAAUAGGUAGAACUAUAAAUAAUGUUGAAAGUAUUUCAUUUAAAGAGAAUUAAAUACUUAAUUGUAGUUAAAUAUUUGACAUAUUUCCUUUAUUGAAUAAAAAUCAAAUGUUAAUUGCAACUUAUGAAAAUGAAUUGUUUUUAUAUGAUGCAAAUUUGAAUUCAAUAAUAUAAAGAAUAGAUUCAAUGAGAUUUGUACCAUGUUCCUGUUUACAAUUAUUCAAAUAGAAAGAUAAGAAUUUUAUACCUUCUAAUUUAAUGUUAUUAGGAGGAAGUGAAUUUGAUCCAAAUAUAUAUUUAUUUGAUUUAUAUCAUGGAAAAAAGAUUUAAACAUUUCCUGGACAUGAGAAAAGUGUUAGAUUUUUAUGUUAAUUGGGAGAUAUUAAUACAUUUGUAAGUUUGGGUAGAGAUUCAAAAAUGUUCUUUUGGAAUUUAAUAAAAGGAGAACCACAUUAGAUAUUAUCUAUUCCAACUAUUGAAAUUAUUGAAAUGUAAUUUUAGGUUUCUACAAAAUGCAUUUAUACAUUAAGUAUAGAUGGUAGAAUCUGUAUUAUAAAAAUAUCUGAUGAUUUAUUGAAUUUUGGAAAAGCAGAAAUAGUUAAUUUGAUUGAAUUAGCAUAGACAUCAAGUUUAUCUUAAAUGAUAAUUGAAGAAAAAUUAAAAGUAAUAUCUUUUAGUAAUGGAUGGUUGACAGGUUAGAAUUCAAUUAGAAUAUAUGAUGAGAUUCCAUUAUAAACAGCUAGAAAAAUGAAGAAAAUGUUAGAAAUAGGUUUGGAAAGUGAAAUUUCAUAAUUAAAUACAAUCAUUACAAAAGAGUAAUUGAUUGUAAUUAGUAUUGAUAAAAGUAAUGGAAAAUUAAGAGCAUUUGCUAAUGGAUAUAAUUUAAAUGUUAUUUCUAAUAGUUUAUAAGAUGUUUAAGAAUAGACUAAAUAAUCAAGAUGGAAUAUCAAAUUGUUUACUAUUAAUGGACAAUUAAAUUUAAUUAAGUAUGGAGAAAGUAAUGAAAUUCAGAUUUAUGAAUUAAAAUAUAAAUAAUAAUGAGUAAUAAAAUUAGAAGUCAUAAUAUAAAUGACUAUUACCAUGAUCGAUUGGAUUCAUCUUUCAAUAAUGUCAAUAUCUCAUUCAUAAGUACACUUCGAGCACCAAUUUAAACUAAUGAUUUAAAUAAAACUGUUCAUGACAUUCCAAGUUGUUUUGGUCGAAAGACUCUUUCAAUGGAGAAACGUCAUACUACUAAAGAUAUAGAAAAAUUAGGAAAUAUUUCAAUAGUAUCAUAUUAAUCUAAAUAGAGUAUGAACACUUGAUACGUAAUAGAAUAGGAAUUAAACCACAUCUAGGUUCUAUAAUUUUCGAAACAUCUCUACGUAAUAAUAAGAAGCGUUCAAUCUCAUAAAAUUAAGAACAUAAACCUUAAAAGAUAAUAACAAAAGAAAGAACUAUAUUACCUAAAGUACUUAAAGAUGCCUUUAUAGAAAUUUAAGAAAAAAACAUCAAUUAAUUUAUUCAUUGUCUAAGAGAAGAAGGUUAAGGUACAAUAGGACCAGCUUAAGUAGAAUGGGUAACUUCAUUAAAAUCAGAAAGAAAAAAGAAAAAAAAGAGAUGA